GGACAGGUAAAGUUGGAGGUGUAUGGGAGUUUAGUUCUAACCGAUUUAGCUGGCUUUGUAUAAGGACGAUUUAAAUACAUACGUUUUGAUCGCGGUGCAUGUGCUUUGCUGAGAGCCAGAGAGAAAUUCCACGCAACGAUCGAUCAUAUUUCAGAUGUUGCAAUCCCAGAUACGGACCUAAUAGACUAAAGUCGACAUUCUCAGGAUAAAAAGGACCCUAUGAACAUGAAGAAAACAUAUACUGGCAUUGCGAGGUCCACCAGUGGCAGGCUGAGGAGGCCAGAGCGCGGAGAGGCGACGAGUCCUACCGGUACUGGUUCUACACUUAAGAGGUCAUUUGAAGUGGAAGAGGACACAUCCACAAACCCAUCCCCUCUUUCUCGUAGAACAACCAAUCCUCUGCGCUCCUCCACCUCUUCUACAAGCAGCCGUUUCCACGACAUGAGAUCGCUCAACUCCGAGUCCACCUCCAGGCACGCUUCAGAUUCCUCCUCCAACCAGCGCUCUCCAAAAUCCAGCCUGAGGCGCAUAGAGUUAUCGGGGAGCCGUGUCCCAGAGACUGUGUCGCGCAGGACAGAGAUCUCCAUCGACAUCUCCUCCAAGCAGGUGGACAGCUCACCCAGUCCCGGCAUCGCCCGCUUUGGCUUAAAGAGACCUGAAGUCUCGCUCCAGAGUAAAGCCACAGAUGGGCCUGCUCACAGAAGGGCUGAGGGUAACCACAGCAGCAGACCCCAGGAACCUCCAACACCCCCUAGGAGAGCCGACCCACCGGUAUCUGCGUCCCGGAUCCCUGAGCUGUCCCAGAGGCGAGCGGAGCCUCCCAGCCCUCUUGAGGUCUCCGCUCCAUCUAGACGGGUUGAGAUGCACGUUAACAGACAGCUGGACACACCGUCUCCAAGGGAGUCAGAGAACAGCUUCACCUCAGCAGCCAGCAUCACUCCUACCUUCAAUGAAUACAAAACCCCUCCAUCAGCACAUGAACCCCCCGUAAGGCCUCUGGAGAGGUCAGAGGUCAUUUCCAGCUACAGCAGCAGUAGCAGCAGCAGUAGCAUCAUGGCAGAGUCUGUUAUAUCAGAGAUGCCCCCAGCCAUGAGCAUGGAGAAGCCCAGCGUCGACUUCAGCUAUGUGGGCAUCGAUGCCAUCCUGGAGCAGAUGAGGAGGAAGGCCAUGAAACAGGGCUUUGAGCUCAACAUCAUGGUAGUGGGUCAGAGUGGUUUGGGGAAGUCCACACUGAUGAACACGCUCUUCAAGUCUAAGGUGAGCCGCAAGUCUGUCCUGGGCACGGCUGAGGAAAAGAUUCCCAAAACCAUCGAGAUCAAGUCCAUCAGUCAUGAUAUCGAAGAGAAAGGAGUUCGAAUGAAGCUGACAGUCAUAGACACACCAGGGUUUGGUGACCAAAUCAACAACGAGAAUUGUUGGCAGCCCAUAAUGAAGUUCAUCAAUGACCAGUAUGAGCAGUACUUGCAGGAAGAAAUCAAUAUUGACAGGAAGAAGAGGAUCCCAGAUUCACGAGUGCACUGCUGCAUAUACUUCAUACCACCCACAGGACACUGUCUUAGGCCUUUGGAUGUAGAGUUCAUGAGACGUCUCAGUAAAGUGGUGAAUAUUGUUCCUGUUAUCGCCAAGGCUGACACCUUGACUCUGGAGGAGAGGGACUUCUUCAAAAAGAAGAUCAGGGAAGAGCUUCGAGCCAAUGGGAUUGACGUCUAUCCGCAGAAGGAGUUUGAUGAGGAUGCAGAGGACAGAAUGAUCAAUGAGAAAAUACGAGAGAUGAUUCCUUUUGCAGUAGUAGGAAGUGACCAGGAGUACCAGGUCAAUGGGAGAAGACUAUUGGGAAGGAAGACAAAAUGGGGAACUAUUGAAGUUGAGAAUAUUGCCCACUGUGAGUUUGCCUACCUGCGGGACCUCCUCAUAAGAACCCACAUGCAGAACAUUAAAGACAUCACCAGCAGCAUCCACUAUGAGAUGUACCGCGUCCGUCGGCUCAACGAGAAUAACACCCAAGCCAACGGCCUCGGCGAACACCAUCCGGCCUGCCACGAAAUCUAGCUCCCCCAUCCAAAUGACCCCCUCCACUCCCAUUCCUCACUCCCCUCCAAUCCCCAAACCUCUGUUCACCCUGCGCUCUGCCCACCCCCUUCCAUCAGCCAUGGACUGAGGUGAAGAGGUCCAUCUAGAGAAGCACAUAAUGACUUUACCUCCCAGAAACUCCAGCACAGUGCCCUGAAACCCCUUACGCCCACUGCACGGGCACUAAAGGGUGAAGAGGUCAAAAAUACAACUGUUAAAGAGCUUCUCUAUAUACUGCAUGCGUUUGACUCACUCUGCUGAUGCUUCAGGUCUGUGUCUGUGUGCAGAGGUUGAUUAUGAGGCAGGUUCUGAUUGGUCAAGCUGUGUGAAAAGCUCUUCACGUGCAUCGCUCUUCCUUUUGAUAUUGGAAUGAUUAUUUUACAGAAGGUUGCUCUGAAUGCUCCUUUUUAUGUGAUUUGUUGAAUGCUCUCUUAAUAUUUAUGCUUCAUUUUGAGCGAGACAGAUAAGAAACAAGGCUAAGUCAUCAUCUGAAACCAGAGCUGAUGUGGCAGCACCUUAAAAUUUCCAUUCCGCAUUAUUAAACUACAGGUUAUCUGAUGUCUACAAACUGAACACUAGUUGCUUAUGGCAUUUCAGAGAACCUGGAGUUUGGUUCUGCUAUUUGUUUUAUAACAUCUGUCCAAAUAAUUACAGGAAAACUGACUCAUUGGGCCCUCGGUACCAUAUAAAAACAGUCAUUUGUGUUGGAAAGAUUAUAUGAGCUAAACAGUAUUUAUGUUGAUUAAAUGGGAUUGUUACAUGCUUUAUAUAAACGAUCUUAUUUAUUGCAAAAUGUGACCUUAACUGGUUAGAGAGUGACAGUGUCUUUUCAAUAGGCUUUUAAUGAAUCGAUUUAAUUGUGUAUACACCGUUUUUAUCAGGCAGUGUUCAGUGCCGGUUAUCUUAAAUCUUCCAGACCGCCUCGUUCUCUUCCAGUAAUGCAAAAUAUGUUGAAAUCUGCACCAUCUUUUGUCAGUUUAGGUGUCUUGUUUUGUCUUGGUCUGGAGGAAAGGGCCUACAGGAGGGGAAACGUAAAGUGCCAAGAUGUCUUUGUGCCUUAAAGCUGCCUGCCACAUCUGAUGAGGAGCCAGUUUUAAGAACGGUGAAAUUCCUCAGGCUUUGUUCUUGUCUGCAAACCCCCUUUAUAAACGCUCGUCAUUGGGAAAAUAUCUUUGUUUUGUCCUGUGCUGUAUAUUCAUAGUGAUUAAAUUUUUGUAUUGGUAUUCAGAGUAACACAAAUAACUUUGAUAUCCUGUUAUUUUAAAGAAAUAAAGAUUUAAAUGGUAAAUAAU
This is a messenger RNA of Labeo rohita (rohu), 3362 nucleotides long. RefSeq names its product septin 9a (gene septin9a). Gene Ontology annotation, molecular function: GTP binding; GTPase activity; molecular adaptor activity. Gene Ontology annotation, cellular component: septin complex; cell division site; septin ring. Gene Ontology annotation, biological process: cytoskeleton-dependent cytokinesis. The record is from RefSeq and is a predicted model, not a curated record. NCBI's taxonomy places the organism in Eukaryota, Metazoa, Chordata, Actinopteri, Cypriniformes, Cyprinidae.